GUAACGCCUCCUUGUCGCCUUAUGUUCGGUUCCAAAGUACAACUAAACUCAGGUUAGCCACAUUAUGCGAAAGUUCACCGUGUCAAAGGCUUUGUUACCGAACAAGUCUUGCAGCUUGCUUCCUACCGACUGUUAGUUUACGUUUGGCGGUAACACUAACGAUAUAAAAGUGUGUAUACAAGAGGCAAAAUGAGUGCAAGAGGAGAAACAGCCGAGGAAACCGCUAAAGCUUCAGUUCCCAUCCAGGCUCACGUUAUAGACCAACCGAAAAGAAAGAAAAUUAUUAACAUUGUUUACCUCAUCGCUACUUUGGACAUCACAUGGAUGUUUUUACAGUUUUCCGUCACCCCUUAUUUGGCAAAGAAACUUGGUUUCGACACCUUGUGGCUUGGUUAUUUGCAAACCAUGGUUGGUUUAAUCCAGCUGUUUGGUGGUCCUAUGUUUGGAAGGUUUGCAGAUAUCUUCGGAGCCCGGGCAGCUUUGUCCCUGUCGUGUUCUGCGACAAUCGUUUUCUUUCUGCUGCUGGCCAUCGCAUCGAGUCCUGCCAUGCUGUUCCUCCACAAAGUCCCCACAGUCUUCAUGCAUGUUCUACCUGCAUCUCAGAUGGUAGUUGCGGACCUUUCAGAACCUGAUAAACGGGCAGACGCUUUAUCCAAAAUAGGUCUGUGUUUUGGCAUCGGAAUGAUUGCAGGAUCCACGUUGGGCGGCCAGCUUAACACACGCUAUGGAGAGACGUUUACUGCAUGUGUUGGUGCUGUGGGGAGUGCCUUCAGUUUACUGUUGGUUUUAAAGUUUAUCCCAACAACUACCAAAGCUCAAGCUACAAGAACCAACAAAGAUAGUGAGAACAAAAGCAAGUCAAUAUUCAACGUGGGAGAGAUCACAAGACUGUUGAAGUUUCCAGGUGUGAUGCGGACUUUUGUUGUGAAGAUAAUUGCAGGUUUACCAUCAGGGAUUUUUCAAGUAAUGUUCUCAAUCAUUGCAAUGGAGUUCUUCAAGCUGAAACCCGAGCAGAACGGCUAUCUGAUGGCUUAUUUUGGUAUAACUUCAAUGGUUAUUCAGGGAGGAGUGAUCGGUCGGAUGACUGCGAGAUACUCUGAGGGCUCGCUGCUGCUUAUGUCCAUAGGAAUUUCUUCUUUGGUGGGACUUGCUCAGGCUUACAUGCAGAAUGUGUUCCAGUUCUGCCUUACCGUCAUCCCGAUGAUGUUUGCUCUCAGUACGUUUAACGUCAUCACAGACAGCAUGCUCACCAAGAAUGUACCGUCCUCUGACACAGGCACGAUGCUGGGGCUGUGUGCAUCCGUCCAAUCUCUUCUUCGUACAGUGGGACCGACGGUUGGUGGCUUCCUGUAUGUGAACUACGGAGUUUCCUCCAUAGGCUUUAUCCAGUUUGUCGUGAAUAUAGCCGUGUUUGUGUACCUGCUGCAGCGCCACUUCACAAAGACAGCCGAGCACAUGGAAUAAAAUAUUUUAGUUUUUUUAAAA
Molecule: messenger RNA, 1485 nt
Organism: Trematomus bernacchii (emerald rockcod)
Lineage: Eukaryota; Metazoa; Chordata; Actinopteri; Perciformes; Nototheniidae
Gene: slc67a1
Product: solute carrier family 22 member 18
Exons: 10
Coding region: 190-1464 (424 amino acids)
Biological process (GO): transmembrane transport
Molecular function (GO): transmembrane transporter activity
Source: RefSeq, a predicted model, not a curated record